Messenger RNA from Aspergillus calidoustus, 3113 nucleotides. The record is from the annotation of a GenBank genome assembly. Lineage: Eukaryota; Fungi; Ascomycota; Eurotiomycetes; Eurotiales; Aspergillaceae.
CCCACACCACCAGCGCGACAACCCCCUCCCACUCCAACGAGUUUAGUCCCUUAUUACUUUUUCGAUUUUCCGAUCUUCUUCUCUGCAUUCCUGCUUUCUGCAUCGAACCCGAUCUUCUUCACCUGCCAACUCACUACCUGCUUCUCCUCUCACAAGGCGCGUCUUCUUCUGGCGCUCCUUGAGCUGCCACCUUUUGAAGAAGGCGUGGAAUUCCUUUUGUUCUUGGCUGCAUCCGCCCCGUCCUACUCUCUCACCUAUCUCCAUAUACCUACGCAUAUUUUACCUGCACCUCCGCCCAUGAUGCGUUUUAUAUUAUGAUCCUUCCGUCCUCAUCUGGACCUCACUCCUUGUGACCCUGCAGUCAAUUAGCACCGUCAACCAGUACUGAGAGUUGCUCCUCCGCUGCUACCUACUACUACCUACCCGCCAUCGAGUCACUUCACCCUCAUCACCAAGCUUCGACCCCGACAUUCACCUAUUACGACCUCGCUCCUACUUCCCGAUGAUCUUCUCUGAGCGUCGAAAAUCAUGGUGCAUUUCCUCCGCAGUGAACGACCUUUCUCAGUACACCAUCUCUUGAAGAUGCUACUCUCAUCACAUCAGUCCAAGCCUACGGACCAAACGAACGAGAUGGCUGAGGAUAUGGACGAACUUCCUGAUCACCGUUUCCUCAGCACCUCGCCUGUCGCCAUGGACGACGGCAUCGUCUACGUGAAAUCCACGGCCAACAUGGCAGACCGAAAGGAAUCCCUCCUCACCCGUGCUCUCAGGAGCAGCCCUGUCCUCGAUACUACCGACCAACAUACCUCCUCCCACGAACAGCCCUUCUACCGUUCAUAUUCCUACGGCAACAUCAGCGGCAUCUCAACAGCCGAGCUGACCAGCGAUGGUGGCCUUACAAGCCCAUCAUUAUCGCACACCUCGAGCCCGCCACUCCCCUCCCGAUUGACUAGCAAACCUACUGUGACAGGCGACGCCGGCAAGGAAUCAGGCACCGGUAGUGCUGAGUCAACCGUUGAGGCAAACCUCGGCCGCAAAAGGUGUAUCAGCUUUGCCUGCGGACGCAAAAGUGACGACCAGAAACCGCCACCACCUCCAACACAAAAACCUCAGCCCCAGUCUGAAGACAAUGAGCCGACUCCCAAGCGCAAGACAACGCUAACGUUUGUGUGUCCUGCAAGGGAUCCUGGGUCUCGGAAAGAGCGGUCUCCUGCUCGCGGAUGUACCUUGCGGGUUCGCCCUCGUGGAUCACCCGCCCCUUUUGCACGCAAGGCUUCUCCGGAGAAAACACCUGUACCGGAGCCGAAACCCGUUGCUCAAGAAGUGAAGACGGAUGAAGCUCCCAGAGGUGUGCCGACAAGGGGAUUGGGGAAAUUCGAGGAUUCCGAAGCCACUCGAUUUCAUGAGUUUGCAAGCUCCUUUGAGGAGGACGCCGAAUGGGUUACCAAGACCGGCGAGUACGCAGAGAAGAUUACACUCAACGACUGUAUGAGGAAGGAAAACGCCAUCAGGAAACUUGCUGAGGAGGCAGAUGAAGAAGCUUCCGAUGAGGAUGAUGAUGACGCCGACCUUCCCGAUGAUUCUUCUACCGUACAUGAUUUCUCUUCCGACGAGGAUGACGGAAACGAGUCUGAUAACGAGGCUGGCUUUGCCGAUUCCGACGAAAGCGACGAGGGUUCUGAGUACGAAUUCUGGGCCCCUGGCAGUACUACUGCAGCCACCAGUCCCCUUGAGCCCCCUCGAUUUGCGUUCACCCGAAGGGAUUCUGCAAUGUCCUUUGAUUCAAUGAACGAGGAUCACCCGCGCCGAAACUGGCCUCCAGCCCUUGCUGGAAAGAGUGUCGGCCGGCCAAUGAAGAUUCCGAAGAUGCGUCCUGGCACUCCGGACCUGCCUGACAGUACCGACUUCGUAUGUGGCACAUUGGACGAGGACCGACCUUUGGAGGCUGCGUACAAGUCUUGCCUGGAGCAGCGUCGCCUCUCCAAGCAGGUUGUUAUUCCUCAAGACAUCGACCCUAGCUUCCCUACUUCGGAUAUUGAGGAUGAGGAUGGUGAGGACGAGGAAUUGAGGGCUUCUCUCUUGCUCGAUGAAGGCCCUCGAGGACGCUCUGGCGGAGAGCAAUCCCGCAAGGUUUCCCCUCGCCCCUCUCCUAAACGCAUGGUAUCUCCGCCCCCACCCUCUCGCCGGAAUGGCAAAGCUUCACCCAGGCGUCUUCGUUCGCCACCACCCCCAAUGAAGCUCAAGUCGUCCGCCAAGGAGGACAGAGUUGUCGAUGGCGCUCCUGUGCUCCGUCACGGUCUCAACAUCAGCGAGCUAGUUCAGCGUCCCGUCCUCACUCGUACCAAAUCGUUGCCUCGCACUCCCAACCCCUUCUUCACCAUGGAAAACUCGUACCGUUGGUCGGGCAUUCUUCCAAUUCAAGAAUCUCACGAACGUGAUUCAUCUCGUACUCGUGAAAUCCAUACACGAGGCCCCAUCGAUAUCGUUGAGGGUCUCGAAAAGAAGCGUCAGAAACGCAAAGAAAAGUUCUGGCGUCAACACUGCCGCAAAGCUGCCAAGGAGCAGAUGGAGCGGCGCCCUGUCCCUGGAAAAGGUGCCGAACGCAUGAAGGAGCUUGGCCUCGAAGUUGCUGAGAGGACCAGGGCUUUUGGCGUUGGCGAAAGCUCUCAGCUUGUCCUUUCCGUCUAAACACCUUUAUUCCUGGGAAGGAGAAAAAUCUAUCUACACCUUCUUGUAUAUACUUGGAUGGCUGUGGCUUAAUCUUCUUUUCGUCACACAGAAGCCUCCUUCACCCUGCAUCUAUCAACGUGCCCUACGUCUUUCUUUUACCUUUCUUUCCUCUUUUCUCCUUUUGGCUUUGGGAAGGCCUCGUGUCUGCAUUUACACGGCGGUUGUUUUUGUUCUUUCUCCAUACAUAUUUUCUGCCUUUCCCCAUUUUUACCAUUACCGUUUUUAGUGUACGACUUGUUGUGUCCUGGGUUUGCUGGGCAUUUUGCAUGAGGGCGGUUCAUACGGAGUAGUAUACCCCUUGCUUUGGUUUUGAGAUUGUACUAGAACCUGGAUGCAUACCUUGAGAGCUUGAAACAAAUAAAGAAUGAAAAAUUACCAUCUAA